Molecule: messenger RNA, 10955 nt
Organism: Nerophis ophidion (straightnose pipefish)
Lineage: Eukaryota; Metazoa; Chordata; Actinopteri; Syngnathiformes; Syngnathidae
Gene: ifih1
Product: interferon induced with helicase C domain 1
Exons: 16
Coding region: 378-3278 (966 amino acids)
Biological process (GO): response to virus; positive regulation of interferon-beta production; innate immune response
Cellular component (GO): cytoplasm
Molecular function (GO): zinc ion binding; ATP binding; double-stranded RNA binding
Source: RefSeq, a predicted model, not a curated record
CAACACGACAACAAAUGGUCGCUGAUCUUGUACCCGGAAAACCUCAUUCGCUGUGAGUUUGCCAACGUCAUAACACGAUUAAACUUUCAUUCUUAGCUCUUUCUUUUUGUAUUUUUAAAAAAUAUAUAAAUUUUUCACUUUAAACAUAACAUUGUGCCACGGAACUAAAUAUAACAACAACGUCCUAGUUAUUUACCGACGUCCACAUUUUACUGUUUUUUACCGUCAAAUGGCGACAUCUAGCGGCUGGAAGAGGUAUCGCUUUUAAAAAAAAAAGGGGAAAAUUAAGUUUUACUUUCGUUUUCCAAGGAAUAAUUUCUUGGCCGGUGUUGUGCCGAAUUAUGCACCCCCGCGGUCACCGCCGCUAAGGACUGACGAUGGAGGCUGAUGCCAACGACUUGAUGAAAGAGAAUCUUAUCGACAGUUUUCGACCGAGACUGAGAGUUUUUAUGUCCGUGGAUCCGGUCCUGGAUCAUCUCCCUUACCUCCGGGCGGAGCAGAAAGAAAGUAUCCGAAAAAGGGGCAAGAGCCACGGCGAGCUGUCGGCGGCGGACGCGCUCAUCUCCGCGGUGGUUGAGAAGCCUCACACGAAAGGUUGGUUCCAGGACUUUGUGGACGCCUUGUCCGGGGCGGGCUACCAGCAAGCGGCGGACCUGAUCCAGGCGGGCCGGCCUGACUCCCGGGUGGAGGCGGACAACGACUGCUGCAUGCUCCUGAUCGACAUCCUGGCGCCCAGCCUGCUGGACAUGAACACCAAGGAAGUGUGCACGCAUUGUUUUGCCAGAGAGAUCCUCACCAAAGACGACAACGACGUGAUCCUUCGCGUGGCAGACACACAAGGACCGAGGGACGCGGCCCGUGAGCUCCUGAAAAGGAUCGUGAGGUGUAAGUCCAGCUGGUACUCUGACUUCCUUCAGGUGUUGAAGGAAACUGAGCAUCCUGUCCUGUAUCGGCUGCUGCAAGGCUGGUCGGACUGCGACGACGGCACAGGAAGCAUCCCUGCCACGGACAGUCCAGCUCUAACCUCGGAGGACUCCCAGGACACGGAGGCGGGGGACGACACCACAGACUUGUACAGAAGCGAGAGCGCCCUGGCACAGUCGCCGCCAGGCUCCAGAAGGUCGGAGGCGUCAUCACCAGAUCUUAGUGACUCGGGCGCGGCCACCAGACUUGCAGAAAGAGCUGAUAUUGUCCUUCGAGACUAUCAGGAGGAGGUGGCUCAGCCGGCCUUGGAGGGCAAGAACAUCAUCAUAUGCCUCCCCACAGGAAGUGGGAAAACCCGGGUGGCGGUCUUUAUUGCCGCCCAGCAUCUGGGCCGCAGGACAGAAGAGGGCAAGACGGCUAAGGUGGUGGUUCUGGUCAACAAGGUUCCUCUGGUGGAGCAGCACUACGCCUCAGAGUUCCAUCCCUUCCUCAAGCACGCAUACCGAGUGGAACGGGUCAGUGGAAACUCUGCGCUCAAAAUCUGCUUCACGGAGAUUUUGAAGAACAACGACGUCGUCAUCUGCACGGCUCAGAUUCUGGAAAACUACUUGGAGAGGUCGCUCGAGGGCGAGGACGAGGGCGUGCAUCUACGAGAUAUCUCCCUGAUGAUCAUAGACGAGUGCCAUCACACCAAGAAGGGGGAGGUCUACAACCAGGUGAUGAAGCAUUACCUGAAGCAGAAAAACGCAAACACCCAGCUGAGGAAGCAGCAGAAGGAGACAGUGCCGCUUCCUCAAAUCCUCGGCCUCACCGCCUCACUCGGGGUCGGCGCCGCGACGAAGCUGGAAACGGCGGAGAAAAACAUUCUGCAGAUUUGUGCCAACUUGGAUGCCUGUCAAAUCCUGACCGGGGAUCUGGGGAAAUAUAGAAAUGAACCCAGCAAAAAAAUGGUUCUGGUUGAAGACAAAAAUAAGGAUCCCUUCGGUGACGUCAUCAAGAAAAUCAUGAACAGUAUCCAUGCUCAUUCCCAGCUGAGCCCCACCUGCGAGCUGGGUUCCCAGAACUACGAGCAGUGGGUGGUCCAGACGGAGCGGAUAGCUGCCAAGGAGAAAGACCCAAAGGUGCGGAUCUGCGCCGAGCACCUGCGGCGCUACAACGAGGCCAUGCAGCUCAGCAACACCAUUCGCAUGUGCGACGCCUUCAGCUUCCUGAACAAACACCACGAGGAGGAGCUGAAGAGCAAACGCAGCACUGAAGAGGAGCACGUCAUAAACAUCACCCCCACCGAGAGACUCCUCUUCAACCUGUUCAAAGACAGCAGGGAAACGCUUCAGGAACUUUCCACCCAGCAAAGCAAUGAAAAUGACAGCCUGUCCAAACUGCGAGAGAACAUUCUCCGACUGUUCACCACCAAGGAGGAGGCCAGAGGGAUCAUUUUCACCAAAACCCGCCGCAGCGCCAUGGCUCUCAGUCACUGGAUCCAGGACGACAAGAAGUUCUCGGACGUGGGCGUGGCCACCUCGUACCUCAUCGGAGGAGGGGACCAGAGUGCCGUCAAGCCCAUGACCGCCGCCGAGCAGAAGGACGUGCUGACCAAGUUCCACGGCGGUGCGGUCAACCUGCUGGUGGCCACCUCCGUGGCAGAAGAAGGCUUGGACAUUCCCGCUUGCAACUUUGUCAUCUGCUACGGCCUGGUGACCAAUGAGAUUUCUAUGAUACAGGCCCGAGGUCGAGCCCGAGCCAAGGACAGCGUUUACAUCGUGAUCGAGGUGAAAGGCUCCGGCGUGACGGAGAAGGAGUCCGUCAACGAGUACCGCAAGGACCUGAUGACCGAGGCCACGGCCAGAAUCCGACAGUUGAGUCCCGACGACUACAACAAGAAGAUCAAAGAGUUCCAACUCCAGGCCAUCCUGGAAGAUAAGAUGAAGAAGACAAAGUCGCAGCAGAAAGGCAAGAAGCUGGCGGAGCCGUCGGAAGUGGAGCUGAGCUGCAGGAAGUGCAGCAAGUUGGUGUGCAAGGGCGACGACAUCCAGAUCAUCGAAGGCAUGCACCGCGUCAACGUGUCCCCGCACUUCAGUGAACUUUACAUCCGGAAAGGAAACUCGGCUCUUGCAAAACGUCUUCUGGACUACGAGACCAACGGCACCGUCGCAUGCAAGAACUGUGGCCAGACCUGGGGCUCCAUGAUGGUGUACCGCAGCAUCGACUGUCCUUGCCUGCAGCUAAAGAACUUGGUGGUAAGCAUGGGAGACAAGAAGAUGAGUCACUUCACCAAGUGGAGCGAGCUGGCCGUCAACUUCCAGGCCUUCGACUACAUCGAGCACGCCAGCUGCUUGGCCGACCACACUUUCUAGGUAAACAAAGGCUCGACUACAUCGAGCACGCCAGCUGCUUGGCCGACCACACUUUCUAGGUAAACAAAGGCUCGACUACAUCGAGCACGCCAGCUGCUUGGCAGACCACACUUUCUAGGUAAACAAAGGCUCAACUACAUCGAGCACGCCAGCUACUUGGCCGACCACACUUUCUAGGUAAACAAAGUCUCGACUACAUCGAGCACGCGGGCUGCUUGGCCGACCACACUUUCUAGGUAAACAAAGUCUCGACUACAUCGAGCACGCCAGCUGCUUGGCCGACCACACUUUCUAGGUAAACAAAGUCUCGACUACAUCGAGCACGCCAGCUGCUUGGCCGACCACACUUUCUAGGUAAACAAAGUUUCGACUACAUCGAGCACGCCAGCUGCUUGGCCGACCACACUUUCUAGGUAAACAAUGUCUCGACUACAUCAAGCACGCCAGCUGCUUGGCCGACCACACUUUCUAGGUGAACAAAGUCUCGACUACAUCGAGCACGCCAGCUGCUUGGCCGACCACACUCUCUAGGUAAACAAAGUCUUGACUACAUCGAGCACGCCAGCUGCUUGGCCGACCACACUCUCUAGGUAAACAAAGGCUCGACUACAUCGAGCACGCCAGCUGCUUGGCCGACCACACUUUCUAGGUAAACAAAGGCUCGACUACAUCGAGCACGUGGGCUGCUUGGCCGACCACACUUUCUAGGUAAACAAAGUCUCGACUACAUCGAGCACGCCAGCUGCUUGGCCGACCACACUUUCUAGGUAAACAAAGUCUCGACUACAUCGAGCACGCCAGCUGCUUGGCCGACCACACUUUCUAGGUAAACAAAGUUUCGACUACAUCGAGCACGCCAGCUGCUUGGCCGACCACACUUUCUAGGUAAACAAAGUCUCGACUACAUCGAGCACGCCAGCUGCUUGGCCGACCACACUUUCUAGGUAAACAAAGUCUCGACUACAUCGAGCACGCCAGCUGCUUGGCCGACCACACUUUCUAGGUAAACAAAGGCUCGACUACAUCGAGCACGCCAGCUGCUUGGCCGACCACACUUUCUAGGUAAACAAAGGCUCGACUACAUCGAGCACGUGGGCUGCUUGGCCGACCACACUUUCUAGGUAAACAAAGUCUCGACUACAUCGAGCACGCCAGCUGCUUGGCCGACCACACUUUCUAGGUAAACAAAGUCUCGACUACAUCGAGCACGCCAGCUGCUUGGCCGACCACACUUUCUAGGUAAACAAAGUUUCGACUACAUCGAGCACGCCAGCUGCUUGGCCGACCACACUUUCUAGGUAAACAAAGUCUCGACUACAUCGAGCACGCCAGCUGCUUGGCCGACCACACUUUCUAGGUAAACAAAGUCUCGACUACAUCGAGCACGCCAGCUGCUUGGCCGACCACACUUUCUAGGUAAACAAAGUCUCGACUACAUCGAGCACGCCAGCUGCUUGGCCGACCACACUUUCUAGGUAAACAAAGACUCGACUACAUCGAGCACGCCAGCUGCUUGGCCGACCACACUUUCUAGGUAAACAAAGACUCGACUACAUCGAGCACGCCAGCUGCUUGGCCGACCACACUUUCUAGGUAAACAAAGACUCGACUACAUCGAGCACGCCAGCUGCUUGGCAGACCACACUUUCUAGGUAAACAAAGGCUCGACUACAUCGAGCACGCCAGCUGCUUGGCAGACCACACUUUCUAGGUAAACAAAGGCUCAACUACAUCGAGCACGCCAGCUACUUGGCCGACCACACUUUCUAGGUAAACAAAGUCUCGACUACAUCGAGCACGCGGGCUGCUUGGCCGACCACACUUUCUAGGUAAACAAAGACUCGACUACAUCGAGCACACGGGCUGCUUGGCCGACCACACUUUCUAGGUAAACAAAGGCUCAACUACAUCGAGCACGCCAGCUACUUGGCCGACCACACUUUCUAGGUAAACAAAGUCUCGACUACAUCGAGCACGCGGGCUACUUGGCCGACCACACUUUCUAGGUAAACAAAGUCUCGACUACAUCGAGCACACGGGCUGCUUGGCCGACCACACUUUCUAGGUAAACAAAGUCUCGACUACAUCGAGCACGCCAGCUGCUUGGCCGACCACACUUUCUAGUUAAACAAAGUCUCGACUACAUCGAGCACGCCAGGUGCUUGGCCGACCACACUUUCUAGGUAAACAAAGGCUCGACUACAUCGAGCACGCGGGCUGCUUGGCCGACCACAGUUUCUAGGUAAACAAAGUCUCGACUACAUCGAGCACGCCAGCUGCUUGGCCGACCACACUUUCUAGGUAAACAAAGUCUCGACUACAUCGAGCACGCCAGCUGCUUGGCCGACCACACUUUCUAGGUAAACAAAGUCUCGACUACAUCGAUCACGCCAGCUGCUUGGCCGACCACACUUUCUAGGUAAACAAAGGCUCGACUACAUCGAGCACGCCAGCUGCUUGGCCGACCACACUUUCUAGGUAAACAAAGUCUCGACUCCAUCGAGCACGCCAGCUGCUUGGCCGACCACACUUUCUAGGUAAACAAAGUCUCGACUACAUCGAGCACGCCAGCUGGUUGGCCGACCACACUUUCUAGGUAAACAAAGUCUCGACUGCAUCGAGCACGCCAGCUGCUUGGCCGACCACGCUUUCUAGGUAAACAAAGUCUCGACUACAUCGAGCACGCGGGCUGCUUGGCCGACCACACUUUCUAGGUAAACAAAGGCUCGACUACAUCGAGCACGCCAGCUGCUUGGCCGACCACACUUUCUAGGUAAACAAAGGCUCGACUACAUCGAGCACGCCGGCUGCUUGGCCGACCACACUUUCUAGGUAAACAAAGUCUCGACUACAUCGAGCACGCCGACUGCUUGGCCGACCACACAAUAUAGGUAAACAAAGUCUCGACUACAUCGAGCACGCCAGCUGCUUGGCCGACCACACUUUCUAGGUAAACAAAGUCUCGACUACAUCGAGCACGCCAGCUGCUUGGCCGACCACACUUUCUAGGUAAACAAAGUCUCGACUACAUCGAGCACGCCAGCUGCUUGACCGACCACACUUUCUAGGUAAACAAAGUCUCGACUACAUCGAACACGCGGGCUGCUUGGCCGACCACGCUUUCUAGGUAAACAAAGUCUCGACUACAUCGAGCACGCCAGCUGCUUGGCCGACCACACUUUCUAGGUAAACAAAGUCUCGACUGCAUCGAGCACGCCAGCUGCUUGGCCGACCACGCUUUCUAGGUAAACAAAGUCUCGACUACAUCGAGCACGCCGGCUGCUUGGCCGACCACACAAUCUAGGUAAACAAAGACUCGACUACAUCGAGCACGCCGGCUGCUUGGCCGACCACACUUUCUAGGUAAACAAAGUCUCGACUACAUCGAGCACGCGGGCUGCUUGGCCGACCACACUUUCUAGGUAAACAAAGGCUCGACUACAUCGAGCACGCCAGCUGCUUGGCCGACCACACUUUCUAGGUAAACAAAGGCUCGACUACAUCGAGCACGCCAGCUGCUUGGCCGACCACACUUUCUAGGUAAACAAAGGCUCGACUACAUCGAGCACGCCGGCUGCUUGGCCGACCACACUUUCUAGGUAAACAAAGUCUCGACUACAUCGAGCACGCCGACUGCUUGGCCGACCACACAAUAUAGGUAAACAAAGUCUCGACUACAUCGAGCACGCCAGCUGCUUGGCCGACCACACUUUCUAGGUAAACAAAGUCUCGACUACAUCGAGCACGCCAGCUGCUUGGCCGACCACACUUUCUAGGUAAACAAAGUCUCGACUACAUCGAGCACGCCAGCUGCUUGACCAACCACACUUUCUAGGUAAACAAAGUCUCGACUACAUCGAACACGCGGGCUGCUUGGCCGACCACACUUUCUAGGUAAACAAAGUCUUGACUACAUCGAGCACGCCAGCUGCUUGGCCGACCACACUUUCUAGGUAAACAAAGUCUCGACUACAUCGAGCACGCCAGCUGCUUGGCCGACCACACUUUCUAGGUAAACAAAGUCUCGACUCCAUCGAGCACGCCAGCUGCUUGGCAGACCACACUUUCUAGGUAAACAAAGUCUCGACUACAUCGAGCACGCCAGCUGCUUGGCCGACCACACUUUCUAGGUAAACAAAGUCUCGACUGCAUCGAGCACGCCAGCUGCUUGGCCGACCACACUUUCUAGGUAAAAAAAGUCUCGACUACAUCGAGCAUGCCGGCUGCUUGGCCGACCACACAAUCUAGGUAAACAAAGACUCGACUACAUCGAGCAUGCCGGCUGCUUGGCCGACCACACUUUCUAGGUAAACAAAGUCUCGACUACAUCGAGCACGCGGGUUGCUUGGCCGACCACACUUUCUAGGUAAACAAAGUCUCGACUACAUCGAGCACGCGGGUUGCUUGGCCGACCACACAAUCUAGGUAAACAAAGACUCGACUACAUCGAGCAUGCCGGCUGCUUGGCCGACCACACUUUCUAGGUAAACAAAGUCUCGACUACAUCGAGCACGCGGGUUGCUUGGCCGACCACACUUUCUAGGUAAACAAAGGCUCGGCUACAUCGAGCACGCCAGCUGCUUGGCCGACCACACUUUCUAGGUAAACAAAGGCUCGACUACAUCGAGCACGCGGGUUGCUUGGCCGACCACACUUUCUAGGUAAACAAAGGCUCGACUACAUCGAGCACGCCAGCUGCUUGGCCGACCACACUUUCUAGGUAAACAAAGGCUCGACUACAUCGAGCACGCCAGCUGCUUGGCCGACCACACUUUCUAGGUAAACAAAGUCUCGACUACAUCGAGCACGCGGGUUGCUUGGCCGACCACACUUUCUAGGUAAACAAAGGCUCGGCUACAUCGAGCACGCCAGCUGCUUGGCCGACCACACUUUCUAGGUAAACAAAGGCUCGACUACAUUGAGCACGCCGGCUGCUUGGCCGACCACACUUUCUAGGUAAACAAAGUCUCGACUACAUCGAGCACGCCGGCUGCUUGGCCGACCACACUUUCUAGGUAAACAAAGUCUCGACUACGUCGAGCACGCCAGCUGCUUGGCCGACCACACUUUCUAGGUAAACAAAGUCUCGACUACAUCGAGCACGCCAGCUGCUUGGCCGACCACACUUUCUAGGUAAACAAAGGCUCGACUACAUCGAGCACGCGGGUUGCUUGGCCGACCACACUUUCUAGGUAAACAAAGGCUCGACUACAUCGAGCACGCCAGCUGCUUGGCCGACCACACUUUCUAGGUAAACAAAGGCUCGACUACAUCGAGCACGCCAGCUGCUUGGCCGACCACACUUUCUAGGUAAACAAAGUCUCGACUACAUCGAGCACGCGGGUUGCUUGGCCGACCACACUUUCUAGGUAAACAAAGGCUCGGCUACAUCGAGCACGCCAGCUGCUUGGCCGACCACACUUUCUAGGUAAACAAAGGCUCGACUACAUUGAGCACGCCGGCUGCUUGGCCGACCACACUUUCUAGGUAAACAAAGUCUCGACUACAUCGAGCACGCGGGUUGCUUGGCCGACCACACUUUCUAGGUAAACAAAGGCUCGGCUACAUCGAGCACGCCAGCUGCUUGGCCGACCACACUUUCUAGGUAAACAAAGGCUCGACUACAUUGAGCACGCCAGCUGCUUGGCCGACCACACUUUCUAGGUAAACAAAGUCUCGACUACAUCGAGCACGCCGGCUGCUUGGCCGACCACACUUUCUAGGUAAACAAAGUCUCGACUACGUCGAGCACGCCAGCUGCUUGGCCGACCACACUUUCUAGGUAAACAAAGACUCGACUACAUCGAGCACGCCAACUGCUUGGCCGACCACACUUUCUAGGUAAACAAAGGCUCGACUACAUCGAGCACGCCAGCUGCUUGGCCGACCACACUUUCUAGGUAAACAAAGGCUCGACUACAUCGAGCACGCCAGCUGCUUGGCCGACCACACUUUCUAGGUAAACAAAGUCUCGACUACAUCGAGCACGCGGGUUGCUUGGCCGACCACACUUUCUAGGUAAACAAAGGCUCGGCUACAUCGAGCACGCCAGCUGCUUGGCCGACCACACUUUCUAGGUAAACAAAGGCUCGACUACAUUGAGCACGCCGGCUGCUUGGCCGACCACACUUUCUAGGUAAACAAAGUCUCGACUACAUCGAGCACGCCGGCUGCUUGGCCGACCACACUUUCUAGGUAAACAAAGUCUCGACUACGUCGAGCACGCCAGCUGCUUGGCCGACCACACUUUCUAGGUAAACAAAGUCUCGACUACAUCGAGCACGCCAGCUGCUUGGCCGACCACACUUUCUAGGUAAACAAAGGCUCGACUACAUCGAGCACGCGGGUUGCUUGGCCGACCACACUUUCUAGGUAAACAAAGGCUCGACUACAUCGAGCACGCCAGCUGCUUGGCCGACCACACUUUCUAGGUAAACAAAGGCUCGACUACAUCGAGCACGCCAGCUGCUUGGCCGACCACACUUUCUAGGUAAACAAAGUCUCGACUACAUCGAGCACGCGGGUUGCUUGGCCGACCACACUUUCUAGGUAAACAAAGGCUCGGCUACAUCGAGCACGCCAGCUGCUUGGCCGACCACACUUUCUAGGUAAACAAAGGCUCGACUACAUUGAGCACGCCGGCUGCUUGGCCGACCACACUUUCUAGGUAAACAAAGUCUCGACUACAUCGAGCACGCGGGUUGCUUGGCCGACCACACUUUCUAGGUAAACAAAGGCUCGGCUACAUCGAGCACGCCAGCUGCUUGGCCGACCACACUUUCUAGGUAAACAAAGGCUCGACUACAUUGAGCACGCCAGCUGCUUGGCCGACCACACUUUCUAGGUAAACAAAGUCUCGACUACAUCGAGCACGCCGGCUGCUUGGCCGACCACACUUUCUAGGUAAACAAAGUCUCGACUACGUCGAGCACGCCAGCUGCUUGGCCGACCACACAAUCUAGGUAAACAAAGGCUCGACUACAUCGAGCACGCCAGCUGCUUGGCCGACCACACUUUCUAGGUAAACAAAGACUCGACUACAUCGAGCACGCCAACUGCUUGGCCGACCACACUUUCUAGGUAAACAAAGUCUCGACUACAUCGAGCACGCCGGCUGCUUGGCCGACCACACUUUCUAGGUAAACAAAGGCUCGACAACGCUUUUAUUCAGACAUACAUUUAUGUCUGCCAAUCAUCAACGACUGUGCUACACUCAAGGAAAAGUGCUAAAAUCCACAUCAAAAUCAGGAUUUUAGGGAAAGUAAAUAAAAAAAAAAACUUUGAUAAAUUUAUGAUUGUGAUUUAUGUUAGGCCAGCAGCUUCUCCAUAUUUUCUUGCAUAAAUGUCCCCCGUGCGUCAACUCUCAAUUCCACCUUUGAACUUUUAUUUUUGUAGUUUUUUUUAAAAUCAUUUUUAUGCCAAAUUAUAUUUUGCAACGGAUGCAAUGGAACGGUGAGUUGUUGUCAAAUUUUAUGAAAAUAUAAACGUGUAAUAAAAUGUUCAUGAUAAAAAAGAAACUUCCAGAUGUCUGAUGUUGUACAAAAAUACGGUAGUUUUAUGAAGUUGCGUACUGUAAUGAUAAUGCUGCUACGGUACUUCCUGUGAGCGGCCUCUCUGUCAAACACACCAUCAGCAGCUUCUUCAUACUUUCUUGAAUAAAUGUCCCCCAUUAAAGAA